Molecule: messenger RNA, 1336 nt
Organism: Selaginella moellendorffii
Lineage: Eukaryota; Viridiplantae; Streptophyta; Lycopodiopsida; Selaginellales; Selaginellaceae
Product: probable glucuronoxylan glucuronosyltransferase F8H
Exons: 4
Molecular function (GO): glycosyltransferase activity
Source: RefSeq, a predicted model, not a curated record
UUUUUGCAAAGAUCUAAAUCCCCAAUUCUCGAUCAAGGUGGUCCUCUAGGUCUAUCUUCCAACAUCAAGGUGUAUAUCUACGAUCUUCCCUCCAGCUACAACACCGACUGGCUUGUGGAUAGCCGGUGUAGCAGCCAUCUUUUCGCUGCCGAGGUUGCCAUUCACCAGAAUUUGCUGCGCAGUCCCGUGCGAACCUUGGAUCCGGACGAGGCGGACUUUUUCUUCAUGCCCGUGUACGUCUCGUGCAAUUUCACCAGCAGAUCCGGGUUCCCGACGCUGUUUCACGCGUCGGACAUUCUCCAGGCAGCAGUGGGCUUGGUUUCACGUAACAUGCCUUUCUGGGAUCGCCAUCAAGGCCGAGACCACGUCUUUGUUGCCACCCACGACUUCGGGGCAUGCUUCCAUGCAAUGGAGGAUUUAGCGGUCACAAUGGGCAUCCCACAGUUUUUGAGAAACUCCAUCAUCCUGCAAACUUUCGGGGAAAAGAACAAGCACCCCUGCCAGAAUGUGGACCAUAUCCAGAUACCUCCCUACGUGGUUCCAGCCAAGAAGUUGCCCGAUCCCAGGAGCCAGCGCCGCAAGAUCCUGGCGUUUUUCAGGGGCAAGAUGGAGAUCCACCCCAAGAACGUUAGCGGCCACAUGUACAGCAGGGGCGUGAGAACCACAAUCUGGCGACGCUUCUCGCACGACCGGCGCUUCUUCAUAAAGCGCAAGAGGUCCGACAACUACAAGGCGGAGAUGCUGCGCUCGGUGUUCUGCCUGUGCCCGCUGGGGUGGGCGCCGUGGAGCCCGCGCAUCGUGGAGUCGGUGAUCCAGGGCUGCAUCCCGGUGAUCAUCGCGGACAACAUCCAGCUCCCCUACUCGCACGUCAUCGACUGGAGGAAGAUCUCGGUCACGGUGGCGGAGAGGGACGUGCACAAGCUGGACAGGAUCCUGAGCAGGGUGGCGGCCACCAAUGUGUCCAUGAUCCAGGCCAAUCUCUGGAGAGACGAGGUGCGCCAGGCGUUGGUAUACAACCAGCCGCUCGUUCGUGGCGACGCGACGUGGCAAGUUCUAGAUCUCCUGUCCAAGAGGAAGAACAAGGUGGCGGAGGCGGGGUCCCGGAUAAAAGUGGCGUGAGUGGACAAAGUUUGGAAGGAAUCGGAUUCUUUUUUUUUUUUUUUUUUUCUUACUUACAAGCAGGGAUGGAAGAGAAACAAGGAAAACGAGGCAAGCUCGUGUCGUCUUGUUUACUCGCUGUGUGUGUGUGUAUAUUUUGGCCAGUUACAUUCAUUAUACCAGAAAUUCUUUUGUCUCAAAGUGUACAUGCUUUGAUAAUAUGAUCACAUGUUGUGAA